Messenger RNA from Monascus purpureus, 1322 nucleotides. NCBI's taxonomy places the organism in Eukaryota, Fungi, Ascomycota, Eurotiomycetes, Eurotiales, Aspergillaceae. The record is from the annotation of a GenBank genome assembly.
CGGCACUGUAGGAACGCUGUUAAGUAUGGGCAGUCAUGGAGUUCCCCGCUACCAAUUGCAGGAGCGGUCGGAGGAAGCGCGCCAGCAGGAGCUUCACAAGAUUGAAAAAUACAAAUAUCUGGAAGGACUAAUUUGCGAAAGAAUUGCGGAGCAUCAGUAUACACCGGAAACGUUGCAGAAGACCACCGAGCUGCUGACCAGCAACCCGGAGUAUUAUACAGUAUGGAACUAUCGACGUCAAGUUCUCCAGCACCUGUUCUGUCUGGAAAAAUCAGACGAGCCUAGCAAAAUAGUAGGCUUGAUCGAAAGUGACUUGCAGUUCCUGGUCCCCCUUCUCCGUCGUUUCCCAAAAUGCUACUGGAUUUGGAAUCACCGCUCGUGGCUGCUCAACGAAAGCAAGCUCUUACUCCCAGCCCCGACUGCCCGUAAAUUCUGGCAGGCAGAGCUUGGACUUGUGAAUAAGAUGCUUAGUCUUGACAGCAGGAAUUUCCACGGCUGGGGUUACAGACGCUUAGUCGUGCAGUCACUGAAGAUGCUCACUCCAGACAGCGAUGAGCAGAAGAAAAUAUCACAGGAAGAGUUUGAGUAUUCAAAGAAGAUGAUAGGGGCAAACUUGUCGAACUUCUCGGCAUGGCAUUACAGAACUAAGCUUAUCCAGCAACUUUUGAAUGAAAAAUUUGCUGGGGAGGCUGAGCGACGGAAAAUGCUUGAUGAUGAGCUGGAUCUCAUACACCUCGCACUAUGUGAUCCAUAUGACCAGUCCUUGUGGUUCUACCAUCAGAACCUGAUGUGCAGCUUCGACCCAGCAACCGCAGCUCAGACAAUGGCUCCUCAUCUGACCAACGCUGAGCGGCUAGACUACAUCCGACAAGAGAUCGAGAUAAUCCAGGAGAUGCUGGAUGGUGCAGAGGACUGUAAAUAUAUCUACCAGGCACUGAUCGAGUGUACGCUUCUGGCUUCCAAGGUCGAGGGGGCCAUGUCUAGUGCGGACAGACAAAAUGUUUUGAGCUGGCUCUCGGAACUCCAGGGGUUGGAUCCACUGAGGAAGGGGCGGUGGCUAGAUUUGAGGAGGACGCUUUCGGGAGUCAGUGAGUGAGACAUGGAUAUCCUGGCCAUUCUUUUGCAGCGAGAACUAUUAUUAUCAGAACGUUGUGACGAUUCCCCUUAAAGACAGGCAGAAUACUACCGCCCUGGACACCGCAUCACGGGGUUACAGGGCGUGACGUGGUCUGUAACAGGAAAUCCAUGGAUAUUCUAUAAUGAUAUGAUAGUUCUGUCUGUACGCGUUUUCUCCUUAGCCUUGGGAAUUCAUCAUUUCUAGA